Messenger RNA from Dibothriocephalus latus, 459 nucleotides. NCBI's taxonomy places the organism in Eukaryota, Metazoa, Platyhelminthes, Cestoda, Diphyllobothriidea, Diphyllobothriidae. The record is from the annotation of a GenBank genome assembly.
AUGUUCUUCUACGUGGCCGUUGUUGCAAUCAUGAUGGUCAUCACUCCCAAUUCCAGCGCCAAUGAUGAUAACUGUCGGAAGGAAGGUGAGUUCUGCGACAGGACAGUCGUUAAUAGGUGCUGUGGCAAACUUCUCUGUGAGCUGAGCAGUUUCCUUAAUGGCAAGUGUGUGCGAUGCUUCAUGGCAGGGCAGGCCUGCUGGCGCGACCGCAACUGUUGUAGCGGAGACUACGAAAACUGCAGAAAGGAAGGCGAAACAUGCGACAAAACGAUCUUUCAGCGCUGUUGUGACAACUUGAUUUGCGAUUUGGUUUCAAUAGGAAAUGGCAAGUGUGUAAAGUGUUUGGAGGAAGGACGCCUCUGCACGAAGGAUUCAGAAUGCUGCAGUGGAAGCUGUCAGUGGCUCAAAUGUGUCGCCAAGGAACAUUCUACGACGACCCAAUCGACGAAGACACCUUAG